AUGAAGAGAUUCAUUCUUUCACUCAUUCCCUUGUUCUUCCUAAUCUUGGUCACACAAAUCGAUGCGGGUGUGCUGAGGAGUCCGGGAGAAAUAAAGAUCAACAAUUUCGAGGGAAAUCAACACGAUCAUGGACAAGCAAAAGCCAAUGAGGAGAAAUUGGUGAUCGUUGAGGGUGAUACUCACAGUGAGAUCAGUGAGCCCGAUGUUGAGAAAGAGAGUGCAGAAGAGACCGUCAUUGAUGGAGAUGAUGCGGAUCGCGAGAAACGCCAAUGUGGAUGUUGCGGAUGCGGUGGAUGCGGUUGCUGUGGUUGUGGUGGGUGCGGUUGUUGCGGAUGUGGCGGAUGUGGAUGUUGUGGAUGCUGCUGCACCUGCCCCACAUGUGCCCCGUGCUCGUGUUGCCCGUGUUGCUGUGGAUGCGGUGGUUGCGGAUGCUGUGGGUGUGGAGGAUGCGGGUGUGGAGGAUGCGGGUGUUGUGGUUGUUGCUGCACUUGUCCCACGUGUGCCCCGUGCUCGUGCUGUCCGUGUUGUUGCUGCGGUGGUGGUGGAUGUGGCUGCUGUGGAUGCGGAGGUGGAUGCGGUUGUUGCGGAUGUGGCGGAUGUGGCGGUGGGUGUUGUGGAUGCGGAGGCUGUGGCUGUUGUGAUUGCUGUGGAUGUGACUGCUGUGGAUGCGGAGGAUGU
Mesorhabditis belari is the source of this 678-nucleotide messenger RNA. Lineage: Eukaryota; Metazoa; Nematoda; Chromadorea; Rhabditida; Rhabditidae. The record is from the annotation of a GenBank genome assembly.